AUGGGCGACGGCAGCGAACCAGUAGUGGCUGGUCACCAUGUCAAUGUAUCAAAAGAUGAGCGUGCCAGCCUCACCUCGCGGGUGAUUCCACAAAUGACGCUGUCAACCGCCUCCAACCCGUUGACGAAACCCUUGGCUCCAAUCUCCGUAACCUCUCCAGCCGACCGCGCCCUCGCACGCUUCGCCAUCGCCGGCUCCUGCAUCCUCACUGGCGGUGCGGGCACACUCGCGCUUGCCGCUGCGCGUGCCCUUCUCGAACACGGCGCCAGCGGCGUUGCUCUCCUGGACCUAGCAGCUACGCUCAAGUCCUCUGCGGCUUCCAUCACGCAGCUUCGUGCUGACUUUUCCGGCCGUGUCGUCACCACGCACGAGUGCAACGUCACAGAUGCAUCCUCCGUGGACGCGGCCUUUGCCGCCGUGGCGGAGGCGCAUAAGCAUGUGAGCACACUAUGCUGCUUUGCCGGCAUCGUCGGCUGUGUGCCCAGCAUCGAGGCGCCAGCGUCCCAGUUCAAGAACGUUGUGGAUGUGAACCUGAGCGGCUCGUUCUUGUGCGCGCAGGCGGCGGCGCGGCUUUUCGCACAGAGCGGCACCGGAGGUAGUAUCGUAUUCACGGCGAGCAUCAGUGCACACAGCACCAACUUCCCACAGCCACAGGUUGCGUAUAAUGUAUCCAAAGCGGGGGUCAGCCAUAUGACGCGUAACCUGGCAGCGGAGUGGGCUGGGAUUGGAGUGAGAGUGAACUGUGUCAGUCCUGGGUAUCUGGACACUGUGCUGAACGCAGGCGAGAGUCUGCAGGAGGUCCGCGACGUUUGGGCAAGUCGUUGUCCAAUGGGCCGGAUGGGGGAUGUGGAAGAGGUUGUUGGGGCGGUAGUGUUGCUCUGCAGCCCGAGAGCAGGACGUUAUAUGACGGGAAGCGAGACGGUUGUUGAUGGCGGAGCAUUGUGUUUCUAG
Cyphellophora europaea CBS 101466 is the source of this 951-nucleotide messenger RNA. RefSeq lists its product as uncharacterized. The transcript has a single exon. Gene Ontology annotation, cellular component: intracellular anatomical structure. The record is from RefSeq and is a predicted model, not a curated record. Bases 1 to 951 code for a protein of 316 amino acids. NCBI's taxonomy places the organism in Eukaryota, Fungi, Ascomycota, Eurotiomycetes, Chaetothyriales, Cyphellophoraceae. Gene Ontology annotation, molecular function: oxidoreductase activity, acting on NAD(P)H, oxygen as acceptor.